AUGCUAGAUCUAGUGAUAUCACCCAGCCUGACAGUAAAUAGAGAGUGCCACGAUAGACUGAAGCUUAACCUUUCUAACAUUUAUGCCACGGCUCCAGAUGACAUAGAAGGUAAGUCCAAGCAAAUUGCUCAUAGUGAAAUCGUUGUUGAAUCAGGUAACAGCAAAGCAGCAUCACAGUGUCCUCUCCAUCUCUACUCCACAGAACAUCAUCCCCAUAUAGUGACAGUCCCAUCUUUUCCAACAAUGGCAACCUAUGGACAGACCCAGUACAGUGCAGGAAUCCAGCAAGCCGCUACUUAUGCUGCAUACCCUCCACCAGGACAACCUUAUGGAAUACCCUCCUACAGCAUCAAAACAGAAGAUAGUCUGAGCCAUUCUCCAGGACAGAGUGGGUUUCUUAGCUAUGGAUCCACCUUCAGUACCCCAACAACAGGACAAGCACCAUACACCUACCAGAUGCAUGGAACAUCAGGGAUUUACCAAGGAGGCAACGGCCUGACCAAUUCUGCAGGAUUCAGCGCUGUGCAUCAGGAAUACUCGUCCUAUCCAAGCUUUCCUCAAAGCCAGUACUCUCAGUAUUACACCUCUUCCUACAACUCUCCUUAUGUAUCGGCGAAUAGCAUCAGUCCAUCAGCCAUCCCGACAUCCACAUACUCUCUCCAAGAGUCUUCACACAACAUCACUAGUCAAAGCACAGAAUCACUGUCUGGGGAAUAUGCAACCACACCAGUAAAAGAUACAGAAACAGACAGGCAACACCGAGGGUCUGAUGGAAAGUUACGAGGCCGAUCAAAAAGAAGCAACGAUCCUUCCCCUACAGUUGACAAUGAGAUUGAGCGGGUGUUUGUGUGGGAUUUGGAUGAGACGAUAAUUAUUUUUCACUCCUUACUCACGGGAACCUUUGCAUCCAGAUAUGGGAAGGACACCACCACGUCUGUGCGGAUAGGUCUUAUGAUGGAAGAAAUGAUCUUCAACCUUGCAGAUACACAUCUGUUCUUUAAUGACCUGGAGGAUUGUGACCAAAUACACAUAGACGACGUAUCAUCCGAUGACAAUGGACAAGAUCUAAGCACAUAUAACUUCUCAGCAGAUGGCUUUCACAGUUCAACUGCUGGUGCAAAUCUAUGUCUGGGCUCUGGAGUUCAUGGGGGAGUUGACUGGAUGAGGAAAUUAGCAUUCCGCUACCGUCGGGUGAAAGAGAUGUACAAUACCUACAAAAACAAUGUAGGAGGUUUAAUAGGAGCUCCUAAGAGGGAAACCUGGCUGCAGUUAAGAGCAGAACUGGAAGCUCUGACUGAUCUCUGGCUCACUCAUGCUCUCAAGGCUCUGAAUUUGAUACAUUCCCGGCCUAACUGUGUAAACGUGUUGGUCACCACAACUCAGCUCAUACCAGCUCUUGCUAAAGUGCUGCUAUAUGGACUGGGCACAGUCUUCCCCAUUGAAAACAUCUACAGUGCAACAAAGACAGGGAAAGAGAGCUGUUUUGAACGGAUAAUGCAGAGGUUUGGGAGGAAAGCCGUGUAUGUUGUAAUAGGAGAUGGUGUUGAAGAGGAACAGGGAGCAAAAAAGCACAACAUGCCAUUCUGGAGAAUCUCCUGUCAUGCUGACCUGGAGGCUCUCAGGCACGCCCUGGAACUUGAGUACUUGUAG
Molecule: messenger RNA, 1650 nt
Organism: Emys orbicularis (European pond turtle)
Lineage: Eukaryota; Metazoa; Chordata; Testudines; Emydidae
Gene: EYA2
Product: EYA transcriptional coactivator and phosphatase 2
Exons: 16
Coding region: 1-1650 (549 amino acids)
Biological process (GO): negative regulation of extrinsic apoptotic signaling pathway in absence of ligand; cell differentiation; positive regulation of DNA repair
Cellular component (GO): nucleus
Molecular function (GO): protein tyrosine phosphatase activity
Source: RefSeq, a predicted model, not a curated record